GAUAUAUCGGAUUUAACUUUUAUUUUUUGUGACACUUUUAUGACAUUUCUCGAUGAUUUUCUUUACCGUUUGCACAACAGCUGGCCAUUUUAAUAUUUUUUCACCACAGCUUUCCAUUAUUUCUUUUGACUGUGCUCAAAGAUUACAUUGAAUGGGUAAUUUUAGUUCAACAUUUGUGUAUGUUUUUAUAGUUAUUUGAAUUUUGUGAAAUUUUAUUAAUAUUUUAGUUAGGCUUCUUUUAGUUAAUCAUAAUGGCAUAGUUAAAUAGAAUACAAGUAUCACGCAUAAUAAUUCACGUAGAGUCUAUAAGCAAAAUAUAGCACAAGAACUAUUUUAAACUAAAUCGUUUGUAACCAGAAUCCACAAUAUAGAAAUUAGAAAUAUGCAUAAACACUUCUUGCGUUUGGCAGAUAAGAUAAAAACAAACUCUGCGCUUAUGAUUAGUAAUAAAUAAUAAGACAAAUUAAAGAUUGCUGUGGUACAGCCAACCUAAAAGCGUUACACAAAAGCAAACAUGUCCGAAAUUGGUGAUCUAAAUGCUACCAAAGAGGCCGCAACACGGGAAUGGAUAGAGCAACAGAAACAACUCGGCCACUCUGAAAUAGAAGAGGAUGAAAUUUCGUCUAUAGCGGAAUCCUCAAUAAUUUCCAGCAGUGAUGGCGAUUACGAAACAGAAGCUGAAGAGGAUUUUGAUCUAACAAAUAAUACAUUAACCACUACAGUAUUGGGUAGUCAGUAUACGCCCACUGAUAUGUCGGUAGUAAUAGAAAAUCUUCGACAGUUACUGAAUUCUAUAAAUAGUGUUCAGACGUUGGAAAAUGUACAUAUUGAAAAUUCUUCAAAUGUUUCGAUCGGCAACGUCACAAACAUUAAUGGCAAUAUACAGAUAAUACAGCGCAUUAAAAAGCAACUGCCACUUACGAGGCGACAAACUUCUAGCACCAAAAAUAAUAAUGAAUCGCCAAUAACACCCGUUAGCGAGGAGCAAGAGGAGCGUGUCAAACGGGAUGCAUUUAUCGAUCGCAUAAAAUAUAAAAUACCCAAAGAGCUUUGUGCCGUCAUUCCACGGAGCACUUGGCUUGCCCAAAAGCCCAUGGAGGAUUACGAUUACAUAGAAGAGUCGGUAAAGUUAGUGAUUGUAUCACAUACCGCGACAGAGAGCUCGGAGAAGCAAGCGAUAAAUAUACGCAUAAUUCGAGACAUACAGUGCUUUCACAUCGAAUCACGCGAAUGGAACGACAUCGCCUACAACUUUCUGGUCGGUUGUGAUGGCAAUGUUUACGAAGGUCGCGGAUGGGGUGUGGUGGGUGCCCACACAAUUGGCUACAAUUCAAAAUCCAUGGGUAUUUCAUUUAUUGGUUGCUUCAUGCGACAAUUACCCACCGAAGCUGCAUUGAAUGCUUGCAAAAACUUUUUGAAGAGAGGUGUUGAGGAAGGCCGUUUGGCACCAGAUUACAAACUUAUUGCGCAUUGUCAGUGUCGUUCGACAGAGAGCCCUGGUCGUAAACUAUAUGAAGAGUUGCAAACUUGGAAUCAUUUUUACAAUAUCGGUGAAGAGGAGGACAAUGAAUAGUAUGCGAUAUGGCAACAUAAAUUUAAGAAACCAAACAAACUUCAGAGCUGUGCACGUUACUACUAAUUGCCAGAAUGGAAUUAAAUAAUAGUAUUCUCUCUAUCACUAUAAGCUUUAAAUAUUAUUGAUAUAUGCUAAUAACCAUUUACAUAUAAUGCAUUUCAUGUAUCUAAGAUUUUUUUAAUAUAAUAAAAAAUACGUUUGUUUUAA
Bactrocera oleae (olive fruit fly) is the source of this 1783-nucleotide messenger RNA. It is a transcript of the gene PGRP-LE, whose product is annotated as Peptidoglycan recognition protein LE. Gene Ontology annotation, molecular function: N-acetylmuramoyl-L-alanine amidase activity; zinc ion binding. Gene Ontology annotation, biological process: peptidoglycan catabolic process. NCBI's taxonomy places the organism in Eukaryota, Metazoa, Arthropoda, Insecta, Diptera, Tephritidae. The record is from RefSeq and is a predicted model, not a curated record.